Messenger RNA from Durusdinium trenchii, 2877 nucleotides. The record is from the annotation of a GenBank genome assembly. Lineage: Eukaryota; Dinophyceae; Suessiales; Symbiodiniaceae.
AUGUUCACAGCUGUGUUGCUCAUAGCUGGUUCGGCCUCUGGUGCUCAGGUGCAUUUGAGCUCAACCUCCCAAGGAGGCGAACCUGCUUACACCAACAACCCAGUGUGCAUAAAGAACAAGUGUGUCAAUCCAUUGACUCCUGGUCUAUACGACUUGCCUCGCCUCUCUGGUCUAGUGUGGCAAUGCUCUCAGCCUGGGGAAGUGCAAAAGUAUUUGCAAUUCUGCAAGGCGGCAGUUGACUACGAUCCUGCAAUUCCGUCACCUGCAAAUUCCAGCGUGGCACUGGACACAAUUACUCGAGCUCAAGAUGAAGCAGCAUCAACGACGUUCGUGUAUCACCUUAGUGGACUUGGUUAUGAGGCAUGGGACUUCAAGGAGCAGGAAAGAAUAGAUGAUGAACCUUGCGUCUCUCGCAUCUACGAGCUGGUUUGCAUGACAUACUUCCCUCGAAACCAGGGAAGCUGCAAGGCUGGAUCACAGAUACCAUACCUGAAGCCUUGCAGAACCUCUUGCGAGAAGUAUUUAGAUGCAUGCAAUGUUGAGUGCUGUGAUGACAGUGCACGGUGUGUAUUCGAGCUAUCUGCUGAAGCGGGAGGAGAGGUGAGCAAAGUUCAUGGAUAUGCGGACUUUGAAGCUCCUUCUGCUUUCUGCACUGGCCACAGUGGAUCUAGCAGAAGUGGUGCCCCGGUAACCCUACUGCUAGCACUUUUUGGCUUGCAGGUUGGACUAGGCUUGGACAACACGGAGAACAAUGGCAGCCGCUCCCGCUCUAGAGGUCUUGUGGAGUUCGGCUUACUCAUGUCGCUGCUUGUUUGUGCGGCAUCCCUGCAGGGCUGCAGCCUUGAAAUUCCAACGCAUGACCGAGCCAAUUGGAGCAGGCAGCCUAACUAUCUCAUCAAGUAUGAGCAUGUUGGCCCUGGACAGCCUUCAUCUGCAGCGAUCCUGAACUCUUGCAGUGUGGGGGCCUCAACCCGACAAGUCUGCUCCGGGCAUGGUCAGUGUGUUCCGUGGAUGAAGACUCCGCUGUCGCUGGCGAAGCCUGGAGAUGCUGUUGCCAACAUGGGCGUUGCAUUUUGCGAAUGUGAUUCUGGGUGGGCUGACCCUGAGUGCCGCACAGUCCGGAAAUCGCAGCUGAAGGCUUUCUUCCUGAGCCUCUUUGGUGGCUUCUUGGGCUUGGACCUUUUCUACAUGGGCUUCUGGCUGAGGGGCACUUUGAAGCUCUUGACACUUGGGGGCUUUGGACUGUGGUGGGCAUUUGACAUUGUGCGUGUGGGGGCUGCACCCACAUACGCGAAGCAGUUCAAGCUGAACAAUGACCUGCCUCAUUGGGUUUUCAUGCUUAUCAACGUCCUUCUUUUCGGCGGCGGUGGUUUGGCAUAUUCCAUGUCCUCGUACGCCAGGUUCAAUAAGAUGAAAAUGCGGGAGGGAGAAAAGACGCACGGCAGUGAUGAAAUCAUCAUGGACCGCUCAGAGGGAGGACAGGGUAUCAGGUUUGACAAGUCUGCUGUAGCUCAGGAAGGUGAGGAAGGCGUGUGCUUUGAGGGUUUGGCGGAUGAUUGGGUGCAGCAAUCUCAAAAGAUUUGCAGGCCAAAUCAGGUCAACUAUGAUACGCCACGUGAGACCUUGAUGAUAGUUAUGCAGAGGGAUGGUAACCAGCUUGGCUUUACAGCCCCUGCAAUGCGUGCAGACGAGGAGGUGGUGCGUGCAGCAGUUCGCCAAGAUGGUCAUGCCUUGCAAUUCGCAUGCCAAGAACUGCGAAAUAACGCAGACAUUGUCUUGGAAGCAGUGCGGCAGGAUGGGCAUGCACUUGUCUAUGCAUCGCCGGCCUUGAAGGCAAGAAAAGAGUUAGUCCUUGAGGCUGUGCAUCAGGACGGUCACUCCAUGGUCUUUGCAGAUGUUGCGCUUCGCGAAGACAGGGAUGUGGUUCUGGAGGCUGUCCAGCAGGAUGGCUACGCUUUGAGCUAUGCUUCUGCUGCACUUAGAGCCGAUAGAGAAGUUGUACUUGAGGCUGUACGAAGCACUGGCUAUGCUCUGCUGUUUGCGGAUGAGAAGUUCCGCGCAGACAAGGAGGUCAUGUUCGAAGCUGUCCAAAGUAACUGGCAAGCUUUGGGCUAUGCAUCACCAGAGCUCAGGAACGAUAGGGAUGUCGUGAAAGCGGCGGUGGCCACCAACAGGCAAGCCCUGGCAAUGGUCAGUGAAGAGCUCCGCAAGGAUCCUGCAAUCGUUCAGGAGGCUUUGCAGGCAGACGGCCAUGCUUUGGUUUAUUUGAACCAGACGCAGCAAGCUGACAAGGCGAUUGUCGCAGCUGCGAUCAAGCAGGAUGGUCAUGCAAUAUCCUAUGCAUCACAGGAGAUUCGCCGUGACUUGGACAUUGCUAUGCAGGCAGUUUCUGAGGAUGGAAUCACUUUGGGCUUGUUGCCACAGGAGGUGCAAGCGAACAAAUCAGUGGCGCUGCGAGCAAUUGAGAGCAACGUCAAGGCCUUUCAGAAUGUGUCGGAGGAGCUAAAGCGUGAUGAGGAUGUCCAGGAAGCCAUGUUGGCCUCGGAGCGAUACGCGCUCCUUCACUCCGUCAAGGUUGAUGGUUAUGCACUGCGCACCGCCUCCAAGCGAAUGCAAGCUGACAGGGAGAUUGUGCUGGCAGCAGUAAAACAGAAUGGAAAGGUUUUGGUCUUUGCCCCGGAGGAGUUGCGCAAGGACCGUGAGGUGGUUCUGGCUGCAGUUCGCCAGAAUGGUAAGGCUUUGGUCUUCGCCCACGAAACGUUGAAGAACGACAAAGAGGUGGUGAUGGAAGCAGUGGCCGAAGGGGGCCAUAUAGCGCUGUGGCAUGCUUCGGAGGAACUCCAGAAGGAUAAGGAAAUUCUGCUGGCUGUAAAGUGA